UCUUGCUCGGAAUUCAAAGGCUUGGGCACCAUCUUUCGCCGUGUACAGGCCGGCUCACGGUUGUCAUCGGUUUCAGAAUUCGGAUAAAUUUUCAAAAGUGUGAUCUUUCUUGGACUUCUCAUGAGUCUGGCUAAUUCUACGCUAUCGACUCUGCAUCUUUCACGAGUCAUAUCAUCUCACAAUGAGCUCUUCAAGUCGACCAAAGAGCAAUAUUGAGCUCUUGACCGAGCAGCACAAAUACGUGCAAAAGGCGCGGAAAGCGAGGGCUGAGCAGAUUGAAAGUAUAAAAUUCGAUGACGAUGCGAGGAGAGAAUGGCUGAGUGGGUUCAGUAAAAGGAAGAAGGCCAAGGUCGAGGAGAAACGGGCCAGAGCUAUCGAGAGGGAUAAACAAGCUCAUAAGGAGGAAAGACGCCAUGCUCGUGAAGAGCUGAAGAAGAAGGCAGCGGAAAAUGUUCGAAAUGUCCGACUGGCGAUGGGUUUGCCAACUGGAGAUGACGAGGAGAUGGCAAGUGGAGAUGAAUCCUCGAACGAGGGUCCGGCUGUUCCCCUGGAAGACGAAUAUGAAGACGACGAUCAAAUAGCGACAGUGACCAUUACGGAAGACUUUGAUCCGUCGAUACCUGGUCCUUCGACCCGGAAAUUUGGAUCGCCUUCGUCCGACGAAGAGGGGGACGAACAUCGUUCUGGCCAGCUGGGGGAUGCGGAAAAGACAAAGAAGCGGAAAGCAGUCGGAUUACCUGAUAUGCCUGCAUCAAGUCAUCGAGCUCAGAAAAAGGCCAAGUCGAUAUUGGAGCAGGCCAAAUUGGAGAAGAAGGAAAGGCAGGAAAGGGCCGAAAAGGCUGAUAAGCAGUCUAGAGGGAUGGAGACGAAGGCGGAGAGAAAGUUUGGAAGGGCUAUGGAAGCUAAGAGGAGGGCCAAGAGAGCUGGAAUCGCCAUGGAGAGGGAUGGAAGGCAAAGAGGGACCGAUAAGGGGAAGCGUAAAGGUAAUGGUGCACACAACAAGCCUUUAAGGGGAAGAAAGAGAGGAUAAGUACCGCAUUGAUUUGGCUUGACCGGUGACAUUAUACAACACUACAAGCAAUUCA
This is a messenger RNA of Kockovaella imperatae, 1085 nucleotides long. Its product is annotated as nucleolar protein 12-domain-containing protein. Gene Ontology annotation, molecular function: RNA binding. NCBI's taxonomy places the organism in Eukaryota, Fungi, Basidiomycota, Tremellomycetes, Tremellales, Cuniculitremaceae. Gene Ontology annotation, cellular component: nucleolus. The transcript has 3 exons. The record is from RefSeq and is a predicted model, not a curated record. The coding region runs from base 182 to 1030 and encodes 282 amino acids.